GGAACGUUUCGCUGCUCGGUGUCAUCCUGCACCUUCAGCACGGGGACACCGAGGGCAGGCAGUGGCCGUGCCCUGUGCCAGCUCCUCCUGCUGCUGCCUCGCAGCCGUGUGUCCGAGCUGGGCACAUCCAGCCAGCCCGGGCAGCUGGAACCAGAGCAGGCAGCACCUCCUGCCCUUCGGCAGGGCAAGACCCAGCCCCGGCGAUCCCCUGGGAGCCUCCCAUGUGGGGAUGGGGAUCUCAGGAGCCAGGCCCUGUGCUGCCAGCUCACGGCUCCUUCUCCCUCAUCAGCCACGUCCAGGGCCCAGACAUGAGCUCCCAGGAAACACCACAGGCCCGGAGGUUCCCCAUCGAGGCAGGUGACUGUCCCAGCCUGGCCGCGGCUCCAGAAGCUCAGGAGCCAGUGGGUGCCGAGCACUCUCCCCACAGGCAGCUGCGGCGAUGCCCUGGGAGCCACUGCCUGACCCUGCCCUACGUCCCCAUUGACGUCUUCCUUGCCAUGGGAGGGAACUGCCGGCCACGCGCCACCUGA
Molecule: messenger RNA, 530 nt
Organism: Anas platyrhynchos (mallard)
Lineage: Eukaryota; Metazoa; Chordata; Aves; Anseriformes; Anatidae
Source: RefSeq, a predicted model, not a curated record